Molecule: messenger RNA, 759 nt
Organism: Miscanthus lutarioriparius
Lineage: Eukaryota; Viridiplantae; Streptophyta; Magnoliopsida; Poales; Poaceae
Source: the annotation of a GenBank genome assembly
AUGCACAUCCGGUGCCGCGGCGACUGGACGACCAGCUUCAGGGCGCUGUUCGCGCAGGUCUGCCGGCCGCCCGCCGCCGGGCAGAGCGGCCUCCUGCGGGCCGACUUCGCGUCCUCCACGGCCGCGGCGUCCGGCAAGCUCCCGAAGCUGCUGAUCGACGGGCCCUACGGUGCCCCCGCGCAGGACUACCGCAAGUACGACGUGCUCCUCCUCAUCGGUCUCGGCAUCGGCGCCACCCCGCUCAUCAGCAUCGUCAAGGACGUGCUCAACAACAUCUCCGACGAAGAGCAGCCAGCGGCGCCGUCGUCUGCGUCGGCGUCGCCGGCGGUGGCGGAGUUCAUGACGCGGCGCGUGUACUUCUACUGGUGCACGCGGGAGGAAGGCUCCUUCGAGUGGUUCCGCGGCGUGAUGAACGAGGUGGCGGAGCGCGACGCCCGUGGCGACGUGGUGGAGCUGCACAACCACUGCACCAGCGUGUACGAGGAAGGGGACGCGCGGUCGGCGCUGCUGGUGAUGCUGCAGGCGCUGCACCACGCCAAGAGCGGCGUCGACGUGGUGUCCGGGACCCGCGUGCGCACGCACUUCGCCCGGCCCAACUGGCGGGACGUCUUCAAGCGGGUGGCCUGCAACCACCAGGGCCAGCGCGUCGGCGUCUUCUACUGCGGCGACCAGAAGGUCACGCCGGAGCUCCGGCGGCUGUCGCAGGACUUCUCCCACAAGACCACCACCAAGUUCGUCUUCCAUAAGGAGAACUUCUGA